AUGGAUGCAGAUCCGGAUGAUGACAGUCUCUUGCCAAAUCCUAAGCGCAGGAGAGCACUUCGAAAAGGAACUCGAAGCUGCUGGGAAUGCAGGCGACGAAAAAUCCGGUGCAUGUAUGCAUCGCCUUCCGAUGAAGUUUGCAUCGGCUGUUCUAAACGCUGCAGCAUCUGCAUCAGUCAAGAGUUUCCAGACCAGACAACUACGCCUGUAGCGAGAAGUCGACUGGUAGGCGAGCGCAUCGGACGAGUUGAGGCUCUUGUCCAGGGACUUGUCAAACUUGCCGGGAGCCCUACGUCCGCUACAUCGGAGUCUGGUCAUCCAGUCUCUGAAGGGUACUCGGCUGAAACACCGUCCUCCGAUACAGACGGGUCUAUAUCUCCAGUCGGAGAGGUUUCCAACAGCCAGGGAAACCUUGACAAGAUCUCGCGGCAGCUCCUGGAUAUGUACCCAUCAGCAAGCGAUAUGAAAGUCGUGUUUGAUUCCUGUGGUGUACUAUCCACAUAUUUCACCAAGGUGCUUGUAAAACCGUAUCAGGAACUCAGCGAUUCUGAACUAGAGUGCAUAACCGAACUCACCGCUCGUCAUACACACCAGACGCACCCUGUCCUCAUUGCGCGCCAGAUGCUUCAAAUUGCGAUUGUACUGCAGCAAGCUGGCCACAAUGGCUGGAAAAGACUGUCGGAACCAGCUGCCACAUUAACGGAGCGGCUUGCUGACACUGCGAUACGGCUAGUGACGAAAAAUGACGACAUGAUGGGUAGUCUUGAGGCCAUUGUGUGCGUGCUUCUAGAAUCAAUCUACCAGUCCAACAGAGGCGAUCUGCGUCGAUCCUGGUUAACAAUCCGAAGAGCUAUUGGCAUUGCCCAGCUGAUGAACAUUCAUCGUCGCAACCGCCAGUCCUUGGAAUCCAUUGAUCCUACGAACCCAAUCGAUCCUCAGUUCCUUUGGUACCGGCUUAUGUAUGCGGACCGUUGUGUGAGUUUGAUGCUGGGACUCUCACAAGCCUCGACUGACGCUGCGAUGGCUUCUGAUGCAACAAUGAAAAACGAGACAGAGCUAGGGAGGCUAGAGAGACUAGAAUGCGCCGCGGUGAGCAGAAUCCUCGAGCGAAAUGAGCAUGGGCCAAGCCCUGACGAUUUGUCCGUGACCUUGGACAUCGAUGCCGAGCUGCAGAGAGCCGCCAGCACGAUGCCCAGCCGGUGGUGGCUGGCGCCCUCCCUAUCUACAGUCGAGGGUGACGUGCAGCUGUUUUGGGAAAUUUCUAGACUGCUCGCUCAGAUUAAUCAUUACAACCUAUUAAACCAACUACACCUGCCGUAUAUGUUGUCUUCGUCAAAUCCGGAAAAUGCUGAACAGAGACAUCGCUACGACUACAGCCGCAUCACCUGCGUCAGCGCCAGCCGCGAACUGCUGACCCGCUACGCAGCCUAUCGGAAAUUCAACAAGGUCGCUUACUGCUGUCGCGUGCUCGAGUUUGUAGCUCUUUUGGCAUCGCUGACGCUGCUGAUGGCCCACCUAGAUGGCCACCGGGCGGCGAGGCAAGGGGGAGAUAGCACCAACGUCCUUGUGCACUUGCGCUUCUCCGAUCGCGCCAUCAUGGAACAAGUUCUCGAUAACAUGCGGCAGCUGGGCGAAGUCAACAGCGGAGACGUCAUGAGCGCCAAGAGCGCAGCUCUGCUACGCCACCUCUUGGAUUUCGAGGAGGACGCCGCUCGGGGCUCGAGGUACAGCAUUGAGAAGGAUCCCGAGAACAACACGGGUAGCGGGUGCUGCGACAGCGGCGGCAGUGGCCAUCAGACCGUCGUGGGCGACUUCACGAGCAGCAGCGGCAUUUUCCAGAUGUGGGUGCCAUAUAUCGGGUCCGUUUCUAUCACCUUGGAUGGCGGGGUGACAAAACGAUCAAGGCAAUUGGUUCAAGCAUCAAACAAGGGAGAUGUCUUAACUGCACCGACGACAGAAACACAAGAAGACGAGGCAACACUAGAUAUCCACGGAGCUCCGAUGGAAAUCGCCGCUGGCUCUGCUGCUCAUUCUGCACAGUCAUCUGAAUUCGGGCCAUCAUCAGAGGACCUUUCAGACCAAGCUGUACCGCGACUCUCGGACCUUAUGGGAUAUUCAGCAACAUUCCCAGCACAGCAUCCGUAUACUGGCAUAACUGCCGGUGCUGAGCAGUGGGCAUUUCAAGGUGUGGACACGGCUUUUUUCGAAAAUCUGAUGCGAGAAUCGAAUUUCCAGUCAGAUAAUAAUGAAGCCGUUAAUACUUGGUUCUAA
Messenger RNA from Clonostachys solani, 2271 nucleotides. The record is from the annotation of a GenBank genome assembly. Lineage: Eukaryota; Fungi; Ascomycota; Sordariomycetes; Hypocreales; Bionectriaceae.